Columba livia (rock pigeon) is the source of this 530-nucleotide messenger RNA. It is a transcript of the gene MRPL43, whose product is annotated as mitochondrial ribosomal protein L43. The coding region runs from base 64 to 516 and encodes 150 amino acids. Gene Ontology annotation, biological process: mitochondrial translation. The record is from RefSeq and is a predicted model, not a curated record. The transcript is spliced from 3 exons. Gene Ontology annotation, cellular component: mitochondrial large ribosomal subunit. Lineage: Eukaryota; Metazoa; Chordata; Aves; Columbiformes; Columbidae. Gene Ontology annotation, molecular function: structural constituent of ribosome.
GGGAGCCGGAAGCGGAUGUUCUCCCGCUCCCCGCGCCAUUCCGGGUCCGGGUGAGGCGGCACCAUGACGGCCCGCGGGUCCCCCAGCCGGUUCCUGAGCGCCGUCCUGCACAACGGCGUGGGCCGCUACGUGCAGCAGCUGCAGCGCCUCCAGCUCCUCUUCAGCCCCACCGCGGCCGACUCCCGCGGCGCCAGGCAGUUCGUGGAAGAGGCAGCGCUGGACUUCGCCCGGCGACACCCCGCGGUGGUGCUGUACGUCAGCCCGCGGCCCGGGCUGGCCCCCGCGCUGCUGGCCGAGUACCUGAACGGGACAGUGCGGGAGGAGGUGAUUGCCAGCAAGACAAGCGAGGAGAUCAUGCAGUUGGCCACCAAGCUGGCGGGCCAGUCCGGCCUCGACAUCAUCCGCAUCCGCAAGCCCUUCCACACCGACAACCCCAGUGUGCAGGGCCAGUGGCACCCGCUCACCAACAAACCCUCCGCCCUCACCGUCCAGGGCCCGCGGCUGCAGCCCCAAUAAAGCCUCUGCCCCCA